Dendrobium catenatum is the source of this 561-nucleotide messenger RNA. RefSeq lists its product as uncharacterized. NCBI's taxonomy places the organism in Eukaryota, Viridiplantae, Streptophyta, Magnoliopsida, Asparagales, Orchidaceae. The coding region runs from base 1 to 561 and encodes 186 amino acids. The record is from RefSeq and is a predicted model, not a curated record. The transcript has a single exon.
AUGGAUCUUCAAUGUAAAGAGUCUUCCUUAGGGAGGCUAUCGGAGCAAGAUUGCUUGAAUCUCAAAGCUAAAGUGAUGGAACUUAAUACUAACAUGGCUAGACUCAAUAUGUGGUGGAAGCAAAGGGCCAAAGUGAAAUGGUUAAAUGAAGGGGAUGGAAAUUCUAAGUUCUUCCAUUCUUAUGAUAGCUCUAGAAGGAACUCCAAUAAGAUAAUUAAAAUCAAAGAUGAAGAUGGGUGGUUGGUGGAAGAACAAUGUCAGAUGGAGGAAGUGUUUCUUCGGUUUUUUCAAAAGAAGUGGGAAGCUAGAAGGAGCAACCUGGAAGGGUGGCCAACAAACACCAAUAGCAUGAAUUCUUGGGACAAGAAUUUACUGGAUGCUAAAUUAUCUAUGGCUGAAGUUGAAGAAGUGGUUCAGCAGCUGGGAGGAAACACUUCACCGGGUAAUAAUGGAAUCUCUCAUACCUUUAUUAAAGUUUAUUGUGAAAUUAUUAAAGAAGAUUUUUGGAAGGCUAUUAGCUACUUUUUUAUCCAUGGAAAGCUUGAUAAUGAAUGGAAAUAA